UCCAGAGUCCAUAUUUAUAGUCCCCUGUUUUAUAUAUCCUUUAUCCUUAAUUGGAGUAUUGGCUAGUAUCUCGGAAUCAUUCAUGUUUGGAGCUGAAUGGCGGGAGGACCUCACGAAAAGUGGAGUAACCAGAGGGAGUAUCUCCUCUCAUGUCUCGGAUAUGCGGUCGGCAUCGGGAACUUGUGGAGGUUCCCGUACUUGUGCUAUAGGAAUGGUGGAGGUGCAUUUCUCAUUCCAUAUUUCCUGACGCUGGUAAUAUGUGGGAUUCCUUUGGUGUAUCUGGAGACUACACUCGGACAGUUUGCCAGUUCGGGAUGCAUCUCCGUCUUCAAUAUAAAUCCCCUAUUCAAAGGAGCUGGAUAUACGGGAGUGAUGGUGAACAUAAUUGCAGUGGUAUACUUCGCCUCCAUAAUGUCAUACCCGGUGCUGUACAUAUACCACUCGUUCAGCUCCCCCCUCCCCUGGCAGAGCUGCGGCAACUAUUGGAAUACCGACAGAUGCACUGAGCUCACAGGAAAUUCGAGCUAUAUUAUUGGAUCUAACAGUACUAUAACAACUCCUGAAGAUGAAUUUUUUCACAUCCGGCUACUUCAGCAGUCCCCCAGUAUCAGCCAGAUUGGAGGCCUCGUCUGGCCCGUGUUCUGGUGCAAUGUCAUCUGCUGGGUCAUCGUCUACCUUUGCAUUUGCAAUGGCGUCAAGAGCGUUGGAAAGAUCGUGUAUUUCACCGUGUUGUUCCCAUAUGUCGUUCUGCUUGUGUUAUUCAUCAGAGGUGUCACUCUUCCUGGCGCUUGGAAGGGCAUUUCUUUCUACAUACUGCCUGAUUGGAGCCAACUAGCUAAACCCAAAGUAUGGGCGGAUGCGGCCACACAGCUGUUUUAUUCUCUUGGCCCCGGCUGGGGCGGCCUCGUCAGCAUGGCAAGCUUCAAUAGAUUCAAUUACAAUAAUUUCAGAUCUUCAGUGAUAAUUCCGCUAGUAAACAGCGGCACCAGCAUUUGGGCGGGUUUUGUGGUGUUCUCCGUGCUGGGUUUCGCCGCAGAGAAGGCUUCAGUGCCAGUGGGCCAGGUGGCCAAUGCUGGGCCUGGGUUGGCCUUCGUCACCUACCCCGCUGCCGUCAGCAUGAUGCCCGCUCCUAACUUCUGGGCUAUCACCUUCUUUGUCAUGCUGUUCUUUCUCGGUAUCGAUUCUAUGUUCGUCACAAUCGAAGCAGUUAUAGCAGGUUUAAUAGAUGAGUUCCCCAUGCUGCGCCCGCGCAAACGGUUAACCACCUUUCUAACUUGUUUAGCGCUCUUUGGUCUGUCAAUCAUAUGUAAUACUGAGGGCGGUUUACACGUGGUAGGACUUUUAGACAACCACGUGGCCAUAGCCAGCAUCCCGAUCGUGUGCCUGAUGGAACUAAUAGCCGCCAUGUACACUUACGGCCCCGCUCGGAUGUCCCGUGACGUCAUGUUCAUGGUGGGGAAGCCUCUGCACCACUUCUGGGUGGUUAUGUGGAGUUACAUGAUACCGCCGAUACUUGUGAUAAUAUUAGUUUACUCGAUGCGAGAAGUGACAGGAUUAGCGGGGUGGACAGUCGCGAUGGCGUCAGUUGUCUUCAUCCCCUUGCAUAUGAUCAAGGUUAUUUACAGGGCUGAUGGAACUUUAUUGCAGCGUAUCCGCAAGAGCUGCCAACCUUCCAGCGAGUGGGGUCCAGUCGACGAGGAGAUCCGACGGCGGUGGGAAGGGCUCGGACCAGAUCGGACGCACGAGCUGAAUAAUCUAUGCGAUGUUAAACCUUGAACUUUACAAUAAAUUUAUCGAAACUAUAAUAAAGACCUAUCAUGUUAUCAUU
Plodia interpunctella (Indianmeal moth) is the source of this 1828-nucleotide messenger RNA. Its product is annotated as sodium-dependent proline transporter-like. The transcript has 12 exons. Lineage: Eukaryota; Metazoa; Arthropoda; Insecta; Lepidoptera; Pyralidae. Gene Ontology annotation, biological process: sodium ion transmembrane transport. Bases 97 to 1776 code for a protein of 559 amino acids. Gene Ontology annotation, cellular component: plasma membrane. The record is from RefSeq and is a predicted model, not a curated record.